CAGGGAGAAGAUGACAAAUUUCUCAAAGAUCAGCUGUUGCCCGGGAAGUUCCAAGAAGCCUGCAAGACCCACAAUGUGCCGCUCCUUCUGAGGCUGCAACCUGGUUACGACCACUCCUACUAUUUCAUUGCGACCUUCAUCGAUGACCACAUCAGCCACCAUGCCCAGGCCCUUAACCUCUGAAUUUUCUCGAGAGUGUGAUCUUUCAUUACCAUGUACGGUCUCAAACUUUUGGUCCUCCCUUCUACAGCGACGUGCAGAAAUAUGGCUGUGCUGCAUGAUUCUGUUCUGCAGUUUGCUCGAGUACUGGAGUAUUUGGAUUUCACUCCUUUUGUGGAGGUUAGAUUGGAUGAUCUAAUGAUCACGUUAUAUUUUGUAGUUACUAGCACAAGAAGUGGACCCGCGUUGAUAUAUUAUGAAGCAAACAUAACUAAAGUAUUUCGUGACAAAUGAAGCUUUUAAUCAGAUCUCUA
Molecule: messenger RNA, 473 nt
Organism: Punica granatum (pomegranate)
Lineage: Eukaryota; Viridiplantae; Streptophyta; Magnoliopsida; Myrtales; Lythraceae
Source: RefSeq, a predicted model, not a curated record